AUGGCUUCCCAGAUGGAGUGCUUCAACGACUUCUGCCUGUCCUGCGACCGCCAGAUCGCUGAAAACGGCGUCUACUGCUCCCAAUCGUGCCGCCUCGUCGACAUGGAGCGGGCUGGCAGCACAGCACAAGCACCCUCGCAACUGUCAUCAUCCGCUUCCUCGUCGUCCUCGUCCAACAACGGCUUCUACCUCGCCCCCGCAAUCAACUUCUCCGCAUACAAGGGAGCCUCGAGUUCACAAGUGCCACCAGCGAGCCCGUACCACUACUACCCAACCGCAAAUGGCAGCUACUUCGCACCACCAACCGCAACGAGGCCCUCCCCACAGCGCAGCCUGACGCCCUCGUCGUCACGAUCGUCUCUAGCCUCGCAAUCUUCCCAGUCCCAGUCCGGCAUCUCGCAACAAGCGGCAACCCAACUCAACAGCUACAUGCGCUCCUUUGACCAAACACGCGACGUCAAGAGGCGGUACACGCAGUACUAG
This is a messenger RNA of Alternaria ethzedia, 483 nucleotides long. RefSeq lists its product as uncharacterized. The record is from RefSeq and is a predicted model, not a curated record. Bases 1 to 483 code for a protein of 160 amino acids. The transcript has a single exon. NCBI's taxonomy places the organism in Eukaryota, Fungi, Ascomycota, Dothideomycetes, Pleosporales, Pleosporaceae.